AAGGAGCUGAAGGAGAAGGGGCCCCCGCGGGUGCUGCAGGAGCUGAAAGACGUCUUGCUGAUCGAGGGCAGCGCGGCCCGGCUGGAGUGCCGCAUCAGCGCCUUCCCCGACCCCUUCAUCCGCUGGUCCAAGGAGGGGAAGGAGCUGAAGGACGGGCCCAAGUACCGCUACAUCUUCGAGGACCCCGACAUCGUGGCCCUGGUGGUGCGGGACGGGGAGCUGGCCGACCUGGGGCGCUACACCAUCUCCGUCAAGAACACCUUCGGGGAGUGCUCCGACUCGCCUCUGGCACCCU
Messenger RNA from Pelodiscus sinensis (Chinese soft-shelled turtle), 295 nucleotides. The record is from RefSeq and is a predicted model, not a curated record. Lineage: Eukaryota; Metazoa; Chordata; Testudines; Trionychidae.